This is a messenger RNA of Coturnix japonica (Japanese quail), 5152 nucleotides long. RefSeq names its product ataxin 7 like 1 (gene ATXN7L1). NCBI's taxonomy places the organism in Eukaryota, Metazoa, Chordata, Aves, Galliformes, Phasianidae. The record is from RefSeq and is a predicted model, not a curated record.
AUGGCGGCCCUGGAGCGGCCCGUGCCCAGUCCCGAGGCGUUCCUGGGCCAGCCCUGGGCCGCCUGGGUGCGGGAGGCCGCCCCCCCGCACGCGCACGGCGCCGCCCCCCCGCACAGUGCAGAUCUGGAAGAGACUGGAAAGGAGGGUGCGAAAAGCAGGGAGGUGAUGAGGCUCAAUAAAGAAGAUAUGCACUUAUUUGGCCAUUAUCCAGCUCAUGAUGAUUUCUAUCUUGUAGUGUGCAAUAUCUGCAAUCAGGUAGUCAAGCCACAGGUUUUCCAGUCGCACUGCGAACGAAGACACGGUUCAAUGUGCAAACCUUCCCCUUCUCCAGCUUCUCCAGCUUGCAAUUCCAGGACAUCCCUAGUACAGAUGAAACCGAAAUCCUGCAUCAGCGGCCAUAACCCUGUCAGCAGCAACUCAAAGCCAUUCAAAACGCCCAAAGACAAUCUACUUACCUCCAGUAGCAAACAGCACACAGUCUUUCCUUCAAAAGUUUCGAGGGAUAAACCAUGUGUUCCUGUUCCAGUAGUCAGUCUAGAGAAAAUUCCUAACCUAGUGAAGGCAGAUGGUGCCAAUGUUAAAAUGAAUUCUGCAACCACUACCACCAUCACCUCCUCCUCAGCCUCUUCAUCCACCAUACCUGCUCCAACCUUGGUUAAAUCUGGUUUGACAUCCAAGUCAGUGCCGCCGUCGCCAGAAAAGAUUCUGAAUGGCAAAGGAAUUAUUGCUCCAUCAAUAGACAAGAAACACCAAAAUGGCACUAAAAGCAGUAACAAGCCUUACAAAAGACUUUCAGAAAGAGAAUUUGACCCAAAUAAACACUGUGGAGUUCUGGAUCCUGAAACAAAGAAACCUUGCACAAGAUCGCUCACCUGCAAGACUCAUUCACUUAAUCAUCGACGAGCAGUUCCAGGCCGUAAAAAACAGUUUGACAUCCUUCUAGCUGAACACAAAGCUCGAUCCAGGGAAAAAGAAGUUGCAAAAGACAAAGAGCAUCCACCAUCGGCAAGGGAAAGCUAUCAGAGCCAGCCCACACCAGCACAAGACUCUCUGUCAGGAUCUUCCAUGAACUCUGGGCAAGAAUCUAAAGUAACAUCUCCUGCAAAAUCUAGACCACCAAAUUCUGUACUUCCAAGACCAUCAUCUGCCAAUAGCAUAAACAGCAACAGUUCUUCAAACCACAGUGGGUACGUACCAGAACUGCCACUGCCUUCCAUGGGAGGAGAUUUAACAAGUAGAUUGUCCAGUGAUGAAGGAGAAGUGGACGGAGCUGAAGAAUCUGAGAAAUUAGACUGUCAUUUUUCUGGACACCAUCCCAGACCUCUCGGGUUCUGUUCGUAUGGUAGUCGCUUAAUGGGAAGAGGAUACUAUGUCUUUGACAGAAGAUGGGACCAUUUUCGAUUCGCACUGAACUCCAUGGUAGAAAAACACUUGAAUUCACAGAUGUGGAAGAAGAUCCCUCCUGCGGCAGACAGCCCCAUGCCUUCUCCAGCAGCUCACGUCUCCACUCCCUUUCCAGCGUCCGUCUUGCAACCUUUCAGCAACCCCAGCGCAGUCUAUAUUCCUUCAACGCCUAUCAGCUCAAGAAUCACUUCUUCCUACAUAAUGACAUCAGCCAUGUUAUCAAAUGCAGCCUUUGUGACAACGUCAGAUACGAAUUCUAUUGUGUCACACACUACAGCUUUUCCUCACGUGGCUGCAAGCCUAAGUAUCAUGGACUCGACCUUCAAGGCGCCAUCAGCUGUGUCACCAGUGCCAGCAGUCAUCCCUUCCCCAUCCCACAAGCCAUCCAAAACAAAAACCAGCAAAUCCUCAAAAGUAAAAGACUUGUCAUCUCGUAGCGACGAGUCUUCAAGUAACAAAAAGAAAAAGCCGCAGUCAUCAUCGUCGUCCUCGUUAUCUUUGCAGACAUCUUCCUCGUCUUCAUUUUCAGGGUCCCACAAAAAGAACUGUGUCCUGAACACCAGUUCGACUUUGAACUCCUAUCAGGCUACAUCUUCCUAUAACAGCAUGUCUGUGCACAAUACAAACAAUGGAACAAGCCCACUCAGUGCCAAAUUGGAGCCCUCAGGACGGACUUCAUUAUCAAGUAGUUCAACAGACUCAGUGAAACACAUGAGCAUGGUAGUAAGCAGUAUUGACUCUUCUAAUCUGUCUGUACCUUCUCUCGUGCACCACUCAGGGGACCACUCCCUGGGAGCACAUAAUGCAGUGUCUUCUCUACCCCUUUCUUUCGACAAAUCAGAAGGAAAAAAACGUAAAAACUCUAGUUCUAGUAGCAAAGCCUGUAAAAUCACUAAAAUGCCUGGUAUGAAUAGUGUUCAUAGAAAGAGCACUGCCAACCUUAUUUCUGCGGUGCCAGACCCAACAAGCAGCUCCAUCUCUCGGCAGAUUGGAAAAAAUAGCAGUGUAGCUUUGUCACAAUCCAGUCCUUCGAGUACAUCAAACCCAGUACACAACAGACAAAAGACAUCAAACCGGACUGGUAGAAUAAGGACUCUUCCAUAACACGGAACAGGAACCAGCCUAUAAUCUCUAGCUCUCAGCAGCCCUACUCCACAGGGUUUUUCUUUUUCUAUGACCUGCAGAUGGAUUUAACCUUUUAUGAAUUUGUGGUUUUAAAGAGAAUCAAAUUUACAGAAAACUGUAAUAGUGAUUUGUUCAGUUUUUCACUUGUAUUUGCCACUGAUCUGUGCGUUCUGCUUGGUUAUGUUUCAUGCCUUUUCAAGCUGUUAGCGUUGCAAUGCUCCCCUUGUUUCCUUACCAGAAUGCGGUGGACAUUCCAAAAACAAAGCAAAACAAAACGAUCACGAUUUGAAUUUGUUUAAAGGAUCUCCAAAUUUUUAUCAUAGAGCAAAAAUUGCAGUAAUUCUGUAUUUCAGCUUGUCCCACGGAUAAAUAUAGAGUGCAUUUCUUGGUGACUCGCAAACAGCUGGGGCACUGCAGCCUUAGGGACUAACCCUGCCUGGUGCUCUCUACCUACAGCAUUUAAUGAUUUCAGUGGGAACUCUGAGCCUUCGGCAUCUUCCGGGAUCGAUCGAAGCGCGGAGGAUUUUUGCACCCAACUGUAAUGGAUGUUAUCAAAGGCUCAACACGCGAAAUCCCCUCGGAGGAAUUCUAGACCCUUAAGAUAACAGAACUUGAUAACUUCAGUAAACGGUUUGGGUGCGCGAGGACAGGCGUUGAGCAGAUUGGCUUGCGUUAAUAGAAUUGCACUGACAGUGUUUCUUAUAGGAUUACCGCAUCAUUUUGUAAUAAAAUGCAGAUUUUCUAAUCAGGAAGCCAAUGCUGGGUAUGAACAAUGAAACAGUAGUACAGAGGAUUUGAUUUUUAUUUCUACAGUGUUAAAAGUGCACUUAUAUGCUGGUUUAUUUACAUCUUGGGGAGAGGCGAGAGACUGCAAAUAGGGAGAUUAUUACUACUUUCUUUUUUAAAAAAAGAAGGCUUAAGGUAAAUUUUAAGACUAAAAAUGUUUAAGCAAUUCUAAGCGAGGCUAGGCCCUUUGAGAAAAAAAGUUUAGAAAUAUUCUUAAAAUAAAUUUUUAUAGUGUUAAUUUUGUAAUAAUUUAUGUUUUGCUAUACUUCAGAGCUAACUGACCGUAUAGUUUCAGAAGCAGUGUGAAACUUAGGAAAGUUGAAGCAAUGUUUAUAUUUUUAAGAUGUUCUUUGAAUUAUGUUUUUAUUGUACAUUUCUUCAGACUGAAAAAAACGUGUACAUAUCUUUGUUAUUUUUGCACAAUUUUUGUCUCGUUCAGUUUUAGGAGCAGUGCUAUGUUGAUUAUUUUUUUUUGUUUUGUUUUGUUUUAAUUUAUUUCGAGUUCUAAAAUUGCAGGAGUUUCUCAAUCUCAGUAACAAAGUCAUCGUCUGUAAUCAGCGAGCGGCUGUUUGUGGUUGUGGAGGCAGAGGGUGGUGGUGAGGUGCAGCGCUCAGCAGCAGGCAGGCAGUGCUGUGCUGCUGGGCGGGGGCUUUGAGCUCCUUGUGCGCCUCUUGGAACUGGGAAGCUGGAAUAUGGAGCCUGUCCUUUGAAUGCUGCUUAAUUGUUUUGUUUCAACCAGCUCACAGCUGACAACACUGGGGAACGUUAAGCACCAAGUAAAACCCCACAGUCUUUCAUCGUCAAAUAACCAUUAUUUAAUUACAAGUAUCGAGAAUUUCAGCCUGAAAAGCGAAAUGGAAGCAAACGUUUGAAUAAAAUGGAUAUAAACUGGACCAGCCUAUAAUGCAUUCUUAGUGUAGCAUUCACUCGGUAGUUCUUUUUCGUUACCCUUUGCCUGAAAAUUGUGAUUUGUUUCCAGCAAUAGAGGCUCAGAAGCUUUGGUUGUUACACAUACGCAAUGCAUAGGCCCGUCAGCCAUAAAAAAAAAGCGACUUGGAUAACUUGUAUGCCUUCUUUUGUAUCGAUGUAACAAUUGUAAAUAGUGCUGAUCGACCUUUGUAGAGAAUAGUUUAUACAGCAUAUUCUAUUAUUGCUGAUUCUCAGUGAACUAUUGUUUUAAAAAAAAAGAAGAAAAAAAGAAAUUUUUCUAUUUACACCUUAUAUUUUGUUAUGCUGUCGACCCAUGGCACUUUAACAAAACUCUGUGGGUUUUGCAUAGCUGGUCAGUCAUGGGGUAUAUUAAAUAAAUAACUGUUGUUGCACAGAAAUGAAUUUGCACCUGCUAUAUUGUGCUUUCCUACUACAGAUUUUAGAACCUUUUCCAGAACACUUUUGAAGAAAGCAUGUCCAAUCAUUCUGAGAAAGAAACGCCAUACUUGUACAGCCAAUUUCUUUUCUACAACCCAUAUUUUGUAACACUAAGUAUUUUCAUUCUUUGUCCUGCACCUUUAUGUAUUAGCAGUAUCAGAUAGAAUCCAUUCCAUGCUUGUGAUAAUUGUAAGCGGAAUCAAUGUCUAAAGUAGGUGUAAAUAGUAAAUUCUAUGGCUUACAGUUUAAAAAAGGAAAACCAGAACAAACAUGUAUCUGAUUGAUACUGCCAUGGUUCAGCACCGGGCCUGGAGAUAUUCUCUAGUGAGCGAUUGUAUUUUUGUUUUUGUUUUGUUUUGUUUUUGUUUUUGCUUUAUUAUUAUUAUUAAUUUUAUUAUCUUUUUUUUUUUUUUUUUUUUUUUGUAACAUGGCUUUGUAAAUAAAAUAAUUUAUAUGUUUGUAAGAAACA